Molecule: messenger RNA, 7523 nt
Organism: Bacillus rossius redtenbacheri
Lineage: Eukaryota; Metazoa; Arthropoda; Insecta; Phasmatodea; Bacillidae
Exons: 56
Coding region: 626-7339 (2237 amino acids)
Source: RefSeq, a predicted model, not a curated record
GCCGGCAAUCGGGUUGUGUUUAUGUGGUGCGGGCUGUUUUGUAUCAAGUGUAAACAAUAUAUUUGGCGUGAUUCGAUAUGGUUUGUAAGUGCUGUGUUACUAACUGCCGCAGGAAUUAUAGUGAUGGAUCUAAAGUGCAUGUGUUCAAGUUUACUGAAAAUAAAGAAGUUAAGAAAAAAGCGCGGGGUGUCCUGAGCACAGACAACGCCACGGUGCUGAAAGCCGUGACAUCUCUUUGUUUGCCGAGGCAGGAUGAUAGUGCGUUGGUUUACCAUUGCCUUCCGUGGGAUCCAGGGGAAAUGGACAUCACAGACACACAAAUUAGGAUCGUGAUGCAUUGUCCAGAUUCAGCUCAAGAGGUGAUUUAUCACCUCGUGUGUUAGUUGAAUACCUAGAUUUGCCAGCACUUACAUCAGUGCCGGAUGAUAGAGAGGAUGUUAGAAACACAGCGUCGUACGAUUCGUCGUCCGAUGACCCAGAUGAAGCUACGGAACCUACUCCACAAGAUGGUGAUCAUGGCGAGAAAUUGCAAGAUCCCGAAAAUACCGGCUCAACAGAUGAUAAGUCAUCCCAUCAUAUAGUUCAGAGGAUAAAUACGCCAUGUCAUACAAAAUCACCAGAGGAUAUGGUGGAAGUAAGAGACCCAACGCCAAAUGUUUCGUCGGAUGACACAGAUGAGUGGAUAGAAGUCACUCCAAUUAUUGGUGAACUUAACAAGAAUUUGCAGGAUCCCGAAUUAUUAACCAUAGCCACACCUUCAGUUAGUACAUCGUCCCAUGAUGUAGUUCAGACGGUAACUCCACCAGGUUAUUCAUUAUCAAUGUAUGAUAUAGUGAAAGUAAGAGCCCGAAAGCCAAAAGGUUCGACAUCUGACAUCACAAGUAAAGCAACGGUACCUACUGGACAAGAUGGUGAUCAUGGCAAGGAUCCCAAAACCAAGAAAACCACCUCAUCAGAUGUUAAGUCGUCCCGUGUUGAGAAGAGAACUAAACCAUGUCGUGUAACAUUUGCUCUUGAAAUAGUGAAAGUAAAACCCCCAACGCCGUGUAAUUCGUCAUCCGAUGACCCUGAUGAAGUGACGGAACCUAUUCUAUAUGAUGGUGAAUUUGACCAGAAUAAUAUAGUUGAGGACAUAAUUUCGCCAAGUUAUGAACCACUCUUGGAUGAUACAGUGGAAGGAAGAGCCCCAACACCAAAGGAUUUACCGUCUAAGGAUUCAGCGUCUGACAAUUUAUCGUCUGAGGACAAAGAUGAAGAGACGGAACCUACUCCACAAGAUGGUGAUCAUGGCGAGAAUAUAGUUGAGAAGACAACUUUGCCAAAUCUUUCAACAUGCUCGGAUGAUAGAGUGGAAGUAAGAGCCCCAAUGCCAAAGGAUUCGUCGACUGACAACAUUUUUAAUCCAGUUGAGAAUAUAGAUUGGUUUGGCUAUUCAGCCAUUUUUGAAUAUAUGUUGGAACCAAGAGCCUCACUGCCAGACGAUUGGUUGACUCACGACCCAAUUGAAGAGGCAGAAGAUACUCCACAAGAUGUUGAUCAUGGCGAGAAUAUAGUUGAGGAGUUAAUUUCGCCAAGUUUUGAACCACUCUUGGAGGAUACAGUGGAAGUAAGAGCCCCAACGCCAAACAAUUCACCGUCUAAGGAUUCAGCGUCUGACAAUUCAUCAUCUGAUGGUUCAUCGCCUGGUAGUGAUUCAGGGUCUGAGGACAAAGAUGAAGAGACGGAACCUACUCCACAAGAUAGUGAUCAUGGCGACAAUAAUCUAGUUGAGAUAAUUUCACCAAGUUAUGAACCACUCUUGGAUGAUACAGUGGAAGUAAGAGCCCCAACACCAAAGGAUUCACCAUCUAAGGAUUCAGCAUCUGACAAUUCAUCAUCUGAUGGUUCAUCAUCUGGUAGUGAUUCAGGGUCUGAGGACAAAGAUGAAGAGACGGAACCUACUCCACAAGAUGGUGAUCAUGGCGAGAAUAAUCUAGUUGAGAUAAUUUCACCAAGUUAUGAACCACUCUUGGAUGAUACAGUGGAAGUAAGAGCCCCAACACCAAAGGAUUCACCAUCUAAGGAUUCAGCAUCUGACAAUUCAUCAUCUGAUGGUUCAUCGCCUGGUAGUGAUUCAGGGUCUGAGGACAAAGAUGAAGAGACGGAACCUACUCCACAAGAUGGUGAUCAUGGCGAGGAUAUAGUUGAGAAGAUAACUUCGCCAAAUCUUUCAACAUGCUCGGAUGAUAUAGUGGAAGUAAGAGCCCCGAUGCCAAACGUUCAGUCGAGUGAUGACAAAGAUGUUGAGACGGAACCUGCUCCACAAGAUGGUGAUCAUGGCGAGAAUAUAGUUGAGAGGAUAGCUUCGCCAAGUCAUUCAACAUGCUCGGAUGAUGUAAUAGAAGUAAGAGCUCCAACGCCACACGAUUCGUCGACUGACGAGUCAGAUGGAGAGAAGGAACCUACUCCACAAGAUGGUGAUCAUGUCGAGAAUAUAGUUGAGAGGAUAACCUCACCAAGUCAUUCAACAUUCUCGGAUGAUGUAAUAGAAGUAAGAGCUCCAACGCCACACGAUUCGUCGACUGACGAGUCAGAUGGAGAGAAGGAACCUACUCCACAAGAUGGUGAUCAUGGCGAGAAUAUAGUUGAGAGGAUAGCUUCACCAAGUCAUUCAACGUGCUCGGAUGAUGUAAUAGAAGUAAGAGCUCCAACGCCACACGAUUCGUCGACUGACGAGUCAGAUGGAGAGAAGGAACCUACUCCACAAGAUGGUGAUCAUGGCGAGAAUAUAGUUGAGAGGAUAGCUUCGCCAAGUCAUUCAACGUGCUCGGAUGAUGUAAUAGAAGUAAGAGCCCAACGUCACACGAUUCGUCGACUGACGAGUCAGAUGGAGAGAAGGAACCUACUCCAAAAGAUGAAUAUAGUUGAGAGGAUAGCUUCGCCAAGUCAUUCAACGUGCUCGGAUGAUGUAAUAGAAGUAAGAGCUCCAACGCCACACGAUUCGUCGACUGACGAGUCAGAUGGAGAGAAGGAACCUACUCCACAAGUUGGUGAUCAUGGCGAGAAUAUAGUUGAGAGGAUAGCUUCGCCAAGUCAUUCAACGUGCUCGGAUGAUGUAAUAGAAGUAAGAGCUCCAACGCCACACGAUUCGUCGACUGACGAGUCAGAUGGAGAGAAGGAACCUACUCCACAAGAUGGUGAUCAUGGCGAGGAAAUGGAUGGUUCACACCCUUUGGAAGGAACCAUUGAGUCCCAAAAUAGUGACAAACAAACUGAAAUGGAGGGAAAUGUUUCAAAUGCCUCACAUGUUGAAAAACCAGCGCAGAGUCUUCCACAGGAAAUGGAUGGUUCACAGGAAGGAACCAUUGAGUUCCAAAAUAGUGACAGACAAACUGAAAUUGAGGGAAAUGUUUCAAAUUCCUCACAUGUUCAAAAACCAGCGCAGAGUCUUCCACAGGAUACAAUGGAAGACUCAGAUGAUGAUGUCCAAAUAGUGGCUGAAUAUAUGUCCCCCAGAACACAUGCUGAUCACAGAGUUCUUAAAAAAAGAGAUAUACUUAGUAGUACAACUACCCCAAUAUUUCUUAGUUUACCAGUUAUAAGCCGUUCUGAAAAGAAAAAAUAUUUUAAGAGAAAAACAAGUUUACCACAAUGUGAAGAGACUGGUACGAAGAAAGAUCAAUCAGAGAAAGGGGUUAGGAAGGAUGAUCUUGAAAAGCAAAACCCCAAACAAAAAGAAGCAACACCCCAAAUGAGAGUACCAAGCGCAUCCCCAUUGGUUGGAGACAAAGAUUUGGACCUUAGAUAUGUAACCAGACGACGUAAAAAGGUUGGACGGAAAAUGCAAGACCCAAAACAGACAGAAGUAAAACGUCGAACAGGAGUCUCUAGAAUACCCCGAUGGGUUGGACACACAGCAAUGGACCAUGGCAUUGUAACCACACAGCCCCAAAAGGUUGGACUGAAAAUGCAAGAUCCAAAACAGACAGAAGUAAAACGUCGAAUGGAAGUCCCUGGCAGACCCCAAUUCGUUGGACAUACAGCAAUGGAACGUGGCAUUGUAACCACACAGCCCCACAAGGUUGGACUGAAAAUGCAAGCUCCAAAACAGACAGAAGUAAAAGGUCGAAUGGGAGUCCCUAGCAGACCCCAAUUGGUUGGAUGUACAGCAAUGGACCGUGGCUUUGUAACCACACAGCCCCAAAAGGUUGGACUGAAAAUGCAAGUUCCAAAACAGACAGAAGAAAAAGGUCCAAUGGGAAUCCCUAGCAGACCCCAAUUGGUUGGACACACAACAAGGGAACGUGGCAUUGUAACCACACAACCCCACAAGGUUGGACUGAAAAUGAAACACCGAAAACGAAAAGAAGUAAAACGUCGAACGGGAGUAACUAGCAGACCCCAAUGGGUUCGACGCACAACAAUGGACCGUGGCAUUGUAACCAUACUGCCCCAAAAGGUUGGACUGAAAAUGAAACACCGUAAACGAACAGAAGUAAAACAUCGAACGGGAGUCCCUAGCAGACCACAAUGGGAUGGACGCACAGCAGUGGACCAUGGCAUUGUAACCACACAGCCCCAAAAGGUUGGACUGAAAAUGCAAGAUCCAAAACAGACAGAAGUAAAAGGUCGAAUGGGAGUCCCUAGCAGACCACAAUGGGUUGGAUGUACAGCAAUGGACCGUGGCACUGUAACCACACAGACUGGACUCAAAAUGCAAGACCCAAAACAGACAGAAGUUAAAGGUCAAAUGGGAGUUCCCAGCAGACCCCAAUUGGUUGGACGCAGUGAAAUGCACGCUGAUAAUGUCACCAGACGUCGAAAAAAGGUUGAUCUUGAAAAGCAAAACCCCAAACUGAAAGAAGCAACAGCCCAAAUGAGAGUACCAAGCGCAUCCCCAUUGGUUGGAGACAAAGAUUUGGACCUUAAUGUAACCAGACGACGUAAAAAGAAGGAAAUUCAGAGACCAAAAGCAUCAUCAUUAAAAGGACAAACUGUCAAAAGAGUUUUCAGAAUGGUUGCUAUAAAAGAUAAGCAGUCUGGCAUAAAUUUGUCUGAGGUUGAUCCGGAAAAGCAAGACCCCAAACGGAAAGGUUCAAUGACAGUCCCUGGCAUAUCCCCAUUGGUUGGAGACAUAGAUUUGGACCUUACAAAUGUAACCAGACGACGUAAAAAGGUUGAUCCGGAAAAGCAAGACCCCAAACGGAAAGGUUCAAUGACAGUCCCUGGCAUAUCCCCAUUGGUUGGAGACAUAGAUUUGGACCUUACAAAUGUAACCAGACGACGUAAAAAGGUGAAAAGAUUAACACAGAUAGCUGAAACGAGUAUAGAAGACCUAAACCAGCUUAGAACAACAAGAGGGGCUAGUAUGAAAUCCCCAAAUUUACAAAAGGAAAAAAGCAUAAUGCAGACAGCUGAAACGAACAUAGAAGAGCCAAACCAGAGUAAAACAGCAAAAGGGGCAGGUAUGAAAUCCCCAAAAUUACAAAAGGAAAAAAGCAUAAUGCAGACAGCUGAAACGAACAUAGAAGAGCCAAACCAGAGUAAAACAGCAAAAGGGGCAGGUAUGAAAUCCCCAAAAUUACAAAAGGAAAAAAGCAUAAUGCAGACAGCUGAAACGAACAUAGAAGAGCCAAACCAGAGUAAAACAGCAAAAGGGGCUGGUAUGAAAUCCCCAAAAUUACAAAAGGUAAAAAGUUUAAGGGAGAUAACUGUAGAGGACAUAUACGACCAAGACGACCCACACCGGCCUAGCACAUCAAGAGAAGUGUUUAGGAAAACCAUAGGCAAAAAAAAGGUAAAAAGCUCAAAGAGGAGAGGUAAAGCAAGCAUAGUAGACGAAAACCUGCCCAGCACACCAAGAUGGGAUGGUAUGAAAACAACGGACGUAAGAAAGGUAAAAAGUUCAAAGGCGAGAGCUCUACGUGGCGAAACCCAGCCUAGCACACCAAUAUGCGUUGAUGUGGAAACCACAGACAUAACAAAGACUGCUGAAACGAAUAUAGAAGAGCCAAACCAGCUUAGCACAUCAGGGGCUGGUAUGAAAUCCACAGAUUUACAAAAGGAGAGAAGCAUAACGCAGACAGCUGAAAUGAAUAUAGAAGAGCCAAACCAGCUUAGCUCAUCAGGGUCUGGUAUGAAAUCCACUGAUUUACAAAAGGUGAAAAGUUUAAAGCCAAGAGCUGACAAGAAUGGAGAUGAUGCAGACCAGUCUGGUACAUUAGAAGAUGCUGAUUUCAGGGGAUUUGAUGUCCCAAUGGUGUCAGGCGAUAAUUUAAGUAACUUGGAAUCUAGCCGAAUGUGUAACCUGACUGUAGAGCUAUGCGAAGACUACAAUGAAUCAGUCGAGUCCGCUCCACGUGUGCUAGAAACAGAUACUUUGUCGUGUUCGGAGAAUAGAUCAGAGAGUGGGGUCAUUGGCUCGUCAGACCCAGUAGUAACAGCAGAGCCAUGCGAGAAAAAUGCUGAAUCGGUCGAGUUCGCUCCACGUGUGCUGGAAACAGAUACUUUGUCGUGUUCGGAGAAUCGAUCAGAGAGUGGGGUCAUUGGCUCGUCAGAACCAGUAGUAACAGCAGAGCCAUGCGAGAAAAAUGGUGAAUCGGUCGAGUCUGCUCCACGUGUGCUGGAAACAGAUACUUUGUCGUGUUCGGAGAAUAGAUCAGAGAGUGGGGUCAUUGGCUCGUCAGACCCAGUAGUAACAGCAGAUCCAUGCGAGAAAAAUGCUGAAUCGGUCGAGUCCGCUCCACGUGUGCUGGAAACAGAUACUUUGUCGUGUUCGCAGAAUCGAUCAGAGAGUGGGGUCAUUGGCUCGUCAGAACCAGUAGUAAUAGCAGCGCCAUGCGAGAAAAAUGCUGAAUCGGACGAGUCCGCUCCACGUGUGCUCGAAACAGAUAUUUUGUCGUAUUUGGAGAAUAGAUCAGAGAGUGGGGUCAUUGGCUCGUCAGACCCAGUAGUAAUAGCAGAGCCAUGCGAGGAUAUUCCUGAAAUUGUCGAGUCCGCUCCACGUGUGAUUGAAAUAAUUACUUUGUCUGAUACGGACAGUGAACCAGAGAAUGGGUGUAGUGGCUCGUCAGACCCAGUUGCAACAGCGCAGAUUAGUACUUCAAGUUUACUCUCUCGCACAAUAAAAAGACCGAAUCUCUUGACUUCUUCUUCUUCAUCUGGAUCUGCAUGGAGUUUGCCACUCACUGCAAGGAGACAUAAGGUUGUAGUAUUUGAUGAUAGUACUGAUGAUGAUGACUACAACAGUAAUUUGUCUACUGAGCAACUGAUUACUAUGACCGAACAACUGAUGUCAACACACAAACAACCGAGGACUUCAUUUAGUAACACAAAAAGGGGCAGACGAUCAAGACAUUAAUGUGACUGUUUUUGUGUUUUUAUAAGUUUUAUUUUGGAAUGGUAUCCAUUAAAAUUAGAAAUGCUACUGAUAUAAUAUUGAAAGUUGCAUUUUUUUUUUCUUUAAAUUUUUAAAAUGUAAUGUUUGAUUUGUCACAGUGUUAUUUGAUAAAAUUUAUCUUUAAAAUAAAGUUUAUCAUUAACAA